CCUGAGCACAUUCUCUGCUGUGAAGUAGUGAAGAAAGAAAAUGCCUGAACCCGCCAAGUCCGCGCCCAAGAAGGGCUCCAAGAAAGCCGUGACUAAAACCGCCGGCAAGGGCGGCAAGAAGAAGAGAAAGACCAGGAAGGAGAGCUACGCCAUCUACGUGUACAAGGUGCUGAAGCAGGUGCACCCCGACACCGGCAUCUCCUCCAAGGCCAUGAGCAUCAUGAACUCGUUCGUCAACGACAUCUUCGAGCGCAUCGCCGCUGAGGCCUCCCGCCUGGCUCACUACAACAAGCGUUCCACCAUCACCUCCAGGGAGAUCCAGACCGCCGUGCGUCUCCUGCUGCCCGGUGAGCUGGCCAAGCACGCCGUAUCCGAGGGCACCAAGGCUGUGACCAAGUACACCAGCUCCAAGUAAACUGCAGCUCUACUGCACUCACCCAACGGCUCUUUUCAGAGCCACCCACCUCUUCAGAAGAGUACAUCCUGACGUUUUCACAUCACGUAUGAAUGAGGAGAAUAAUAAAGCUACUGAGCAUCAAA
Messenger RNA from Oreochromis niloticus (Nile tilapia), 540 nucleotides. RefSeq names its product histone H2B 1/2. Gene Ontology annotation, cellular component: nucleosome. Lineage: Eukaryota; Metazoa; Chordata; Actinopteri; Cichliformes; Cichlidae. The transcript has a single exon. The record is from RefSeq and is a predicted model, not a curated record. The coding region runs from base 41 to 415 and encodes 124 amino acids. Gene Ontology annotation, molecular function: protein heterodimerization activity; DNA binding; structural constituent of chromatin.